This is a messenger RNA of Nasonia vitripennis (jewel wasp), 1873 nucleotides long. Its product is annotated as leucine-rich repeat-containing protein 4B. Gene Ontology annotation, cellular component: extracellular matrix. The transcript is spliced from 6 exons. Gene Ontology annotation, molecular function: protein binding. The coding region runs from base 37 to 1581 and encodes 514 amino acids. NCBI's taxonomy places the organism in Eukaryota, Metazoa, Arthropoda, Insecta, Hymenoptera, Pteromalidae. The record is from RefSeq and is a predicted model, not a curated record.
UAUCAUCGCAGCUAGUCAGCCGCGAUACACCUUCGUAUGAAGCAGGAAAGCAGUUGUCUCGCGGAUUUCACGAUAGCGUCGUUGCCUUGCACCAUGAGGGCGAGUUUCGCGGUUCUGCUGCUGCUUCUGGGCCUCGUCGCCCUCAGCGAACAGCAAAGCGAGCCCAUCUCUUUGACGACGACGACGACGACGACGACGACGAUGACGACGACCGAGACGCCGAAGGUUCUGAAGAAGGUGUGCGAUGUUUGCAAUUGUACAGCAGAAGAAAUAAUCGACUGCUCUAACCGUAAGCUCGAAACGAACCUAGAAGAGCACGAGUGGCCCAAAGGUCCUAUUAAGCUGAUCAGUUUCGAGAACAAUGCGAUCGUUCGGGUGAAGCCCUUCCCCAACAUAACGGUCGCUCAGCUAACUCUACACAACAACAAGAUCGAGAACAUCGAGCGUCAGUCGUUCAAAUGGCUCAAGAACCUCACGCUGCUCGAUCUGAGUCAGAACAAGCUGAACUACGAGAAUUUCAUGCCGCACGCGCUCGAGGGCCGUUUUGCACCGGAGGCUUACGAGCCACUGGACAAGCUGAAGAUCCUGAACCUGAGCGGGAACGAGUUCCACUCGUUGAACCGCGAUCUGUUCGAGCACGUUGAGGAUCUGAAGACGCUAAUCCUCUCCAACAACCCGUUCCUCGUUUUUGACCAGUCCUCGACCAUAGCCAUCAGCAGUUUGCCGUACCUCGAGGAACUGGACCUGAGUCUUUGCACGCUGAAGAAUCUGGCCGACAGUACGCUGCACACCGUGAGGUACCUGAAGAAACUCAACAUCAGCUACAACGAAUUCACGAAGCUGCCGGACGCGCUCCGCGACAGCCCCUCGCUCGAGACUCUCAUCCUCGACGGCAAUCCGAUCGAGAUGUUGGGCAGGAAGAACUCCUUCCCGGUCAUGCCGAAACUGAAGGAACUGAAUCUCUGCCACAUGCCGGAACUGCUGAGCAUCGACAGGGCCGCCAUGUCCAAUCUCGAAGCUCUGGAGAUCGUGAGGAUCGAGAACUGCACUCUGCUGGGUGAAAUCGACGCGGACGCUUUCGCCAAACCGAACGACGUGGGCGGCACCACUUGGCCGGCUCUAAAGACCCUCAACAUCUCGAGCAACGCUCUGCGCUAUCUACCCGGCAAUCUGCUCGUCCGCUGGGACAGGCUCGAAGAAUUGCACCUGAUGAACAACCAAUGGGCCUGCGAUUGCGACAAUCAGUACCUCAUCGGCACGCUUCUGCCGCAACACGGCAAGCGGUUGAUGGGCGCGGAAGCGGCUCUCCUGACCUGCGCCUCGCCGAUCGAGCACCAGAACAAGAGCCUGGCAGAGCUGGCCGGUCGACAGCUCCGCUGUCAGGACAUGUACGGCGCCAGACCUGAGCGGGACGCGGCCGUCCUCGUGGGCAUGCUCGUAGGGGUCCUCCUCGCCGUGCCGGCCGUCCUCGUGCUCUUUAUCCUCUGGAGGCGAGGAUUCAUCUUCUGCGGAGCCCAGGGACCCGCGAGCUUCUCCAGGGCCUUCUACAGACGCGCGCCGCCCUACGACGAGAACGUCUAGUGCUUUCGGGCUUCUUUCUACAUAUACUGGAUAUGCGAGAGAAAGCGACUUUUCAGAACAACGACGACCCAUGAAAAUUCGUUACUGUUCCUUUAUAGCCUCUAUAAGCUAGUUCCUAAGCCUGUUUUUACUUUGAUACUUGUACCAGUUCACACGUAGUAUGUAGUAUUCGCGCGAGAGAAAGAAGCGUCGACGAACGAACAAAGAGAUUGUCUUUUACUAAUAAAUCGUAAAAUCGCUCUAUAGAAAAAAAAAGAAACGAAAAAAGAAAAAAGAAAAGGAACAAAAAAAA